This is a messenger RNA of Girardinichthys multiradiatus, 1722 nucleotides long. RefSeq lists its product as uncharacterized. Lineage: Eukaryota; Metazoa; Chordata; Actinopteri; Cyprinodontiformes; Goodeidae. The transcript is spliced from 3 exons. The coding region runs from base 461 to 1207 and encodes 248 amino acids. The record is from RefSeq and is a predicted model, not a curated record.
UUGUUAUAAAUAAAGAAAAUAUUAUUUUAUCGGAUGGUAAAUUCGAAAGAAACCCAAAUAAUAACAUUGCUAUGUGUAAGAAAACCUUACAACGACGCUGGUUGAUUGGAUUACGAACAGACUUCAUGUCACGUGAAUCCGAACGCAUCACCAUGGUUUCCAUGCCGCACAUGCUCUGUGACGGAACUCCUUUGAUGUCGAUGAUGUAACAAACACGUUUGAAGUCCAAAACAGUGGACCACUUGUGAGUUCUGCUCAGAACACUUUAACAAGCGUUCAUAGUCCUGCUGAUUACAGAAAGAUUUGAGAAAAUUUGACCUUUUUUUCAACUUUUUUCUGUAAACACAGUUUGUAUUAAUUUGAUUUCUAGACAAAGACCUACUCAGUCAUCACAAUAGUAGUUACACAGCCAGAAGGAAUCCAUAUUUUCAUAGUUUUUCAAAGAAAACUGCAUCUCUAAAUGGAAAAACUGCUCUACAGUAUCCCAAAAGACAAGUGGGACGACUUUGUUGCUGGUAGUGCUGCGAUACAGAAAAUAUGGUUGAAGGAACAUCUGCUUUUGGACAGUACCGAUUUCUUUUCUGCUCUGGUUUUGUCCAAAGUCCAGAGCCUGCCUGUCACACGCAAGGAUGUCAAAGCCAUUGUGGGUAACCAACUACCAGAAGCUCUUGCGAAGGUCCUGAGAAGUACAGAGAUUUGUGAUUUAGAACCCAUUAAAAUGUUUAACAAAUUAGUUAUCAGAGAAGUGGCAAGCAAGAUCCAAUCCUCCACCAAUCAGGACAGUAUGAAGAAACAGUCUCAGGUCAGAAGAAGCAUGGAUAAACUAUUCCACGCGGUGGAUCAAGUUAGGGUGCUGGGACAUCAAACAGCUGUAGAUAAUGGCACAAAAGCAAAGAUUUGUAAACAGGAGAAUGUUCCGUCUACCAAUGCUGCACCACACACUUUGAGGGCACCAAGAAGAAAAGCAAAGGGUGCACCUGCGAUUUAUAAUAAAUACCAUGGAGGGAAACAAUGGUUAAAAGAGGGAGUGCCCAAGUUACCAACCAUCCCUGAAGCCACUCAGAUGGAGGAAAUGUUGGCUGAAAUCAACCAUUUUGGAUACAACAUCCAGACUUACAAUGAGGUGUGGGCUAAGAUGACGGACCAAGAAACUACGGUACAAAGUCAGUGCGAACAGUUUCCACACCUGUAUCAGAGGUCCUGUUAGCAGAUCUGCUAUGGAGGCGUCCAUCUGCAGCCGCAUUUCAGAGCUCAGAGGAACAGCCGACCUCAACGGCCUUCAUUUCGGGUCUGAAGCUGAAAACCUGGAUGGGACCAGAACUUCUUUACCUGGCUGGCGCUUUGGACUUAUAGGCUAAAUCUGUAGAGUUUGAGUGAUGUUUGUUUAAAUGUGUGUAAAUUAUCUUUGAGUUGUUUGCGGCGGCAUCUUCAGUAAGUUAAAUCAAGAGAAGUGGACAAAGAGGGGGUUGACCCGUUAAUGAUUUGUUUCUUCCUGCAGAGGGCUCAUGAUGUUUAUGUGUGAUUGUUUGCUAAAAAUAUUUUGCCUUUUUUCCCCCCCCAUUCUUGUAAUAUUUGAUCCUGUGGAUGCAAAUGUCAGAAGCCUUUGGUAUAAACUGAAAUAUGCAUGACUUCAUUUUCGUACACACCGUAACCUCCAGCCCUCUGUAAGAUACCCCUCUCAGCUCAAUGUUGCUGCAGUGCAUUGUUGCAGGUUCGUUUUGA